AUGGUGUGGUUUGCUUACACUGCCAAUCCACUUCCUAAUAAAUGUGUUCAAUAUCUGGUCAAAGAUGGAGGAAAUAAAACAUUUUCUCAUCGUAAGAAGGUUCGGUGUGGAAGUGUGUAUGUUACGUCUGAUGAUACAGCCCUACAAGUCACCAACAAUAUACUCUCUGCAACAUGUUUAGCAGAGAAAAAGAAACGAGGCCAUAAAUUUACAGUUGCCAUAGGAACUACACAUGGGCAUAAUCCUUUUUCUUAUUUCUUAAAAUCUGAAAGAAAUGACAAUUACAGACAUCCAGAUCAAGACUAA
Messenger RNA from Lottia gigantea (owl limpet), 306 nucleotides. RefSeq lists its product as hypothetical. NCBI's taxonomy places the organism in Eukaryota, Metazoa, Mollusca, Gastropoda, Lottiidae. The record is from RefSeq and is a predicted model, not a curated record. The transcript has 3 exons. Bases 1 to 306 code for a protein of 101 amino acids.